Meleagris gallopavo (turkey) is the source of this 3467-nucleotide messenger RNA. Its product is annotated as prolactin-releasing peptide receptor-like. Gene Ontology annotation, biological process: G protein-coupled receptor signaling pathway. The record is from RefSeq and is a predicted model, not a curated record. Gene Ontology annotation, cellular component: plasma membrane; neuron projection. Gene Ontology annotation, molecular function: neuropeptide binding; neuropeptide Y receptor activity. Lineage: Eukaryota; Metazoa; Chordata; Aves; Galliformes; Phasianidae.
UCUCUCGGUAAACUCUGGGAGUUAACUAAUAAGGGAUAAGGAGGUAAAUGUGAACAGCAUGGGGUCCUGGGAGUAAUUCUGCUUUUCCCUGCACUUUCAGCUAAAAUAGAUCUGCCCUCAGUUCUGCUGCCAGCCAGGAGCUCUGCGUCUGUUCUGAGGACAGCUUCCACACACUCCAAGAAGGACCAAGUGCUGCAGGUAACGAGCCAAAGUGGUGGGGAAAGAGAGAGAGGGGGGAUGGGGAUGGGAGCAAACAGGGUGCUGAGUUGGCUCAGUGAUGGGAAGGCAAUGCACAGGUUUUUUCCUCUGGAAAGCAUUGCGGAGAAGUAAAUAUCCAAGGGGAUGAAGUAAUGUGAGGGGAAAAGUUGAGUGGACUGGGAUGUGUUGAACACUCCUGCCCAGCUGUGUGGCUGGAGGCAGGGAACGAGGCUGACAGUGAGACACUGGGAGCAAGAAGAAAUACGGGUGCCUUUAUUUCCCUGCUGCGUGUCAGCUCAGGUUACUUUCAAUCCCACAUCCCGAGCUGCUUUCCCCAGCAGGCAGAUCACAGCAGCAGGAGGACUGUUUAGUUAACCACUUCCUAGCCAUGCUCCCUGUUUUUUUCCACUCCAAAGCUUCUGUGUGCAACUACAGGGACCUAAACCUUGCAGAACUAGACACUGGGGACUGGUCUUUCUGCCCAGAAGCACAACCACAGUGAGUCUCUCUCCUCUUCAGGGCCAAGCCUUGUUGGGCUCCUGCCUUGCUGAGCUCUUGUCAUGGCACUCCCCAAUGACUCCUGGCAGAACACCUCAGCCCCUCUCUUCACAGGCCUCGACCUCUUGCUGGAGCUUAAGCCACUCUUCAUCCCUCUCUACGCUACCCUGGUGGCUGUGGCGUGCAUGGGGAACCUCUUCCUCAUUCUCCUCAUCGCUCUCACCAAAAAGCUGCACUGCACCUCCAAUUUCCUCAUUGGCAACCUGGCAGCGGCUGACUUUGUCAUGUGCCUGGCCUGCGUCCCUCUGACUGUCUCUUAUGCCUUCGAGGUGCGGGGUUGGCUUUUCGGGAUGUUCAUGUGCUACUUUGUCACCCUGAUGCAGGCCACCACCGUGUUUGUCUCGGUGCUGUCCCUCACCGCCAUCGCCAUUGACCGCUACAUCGUCGUGGCCUACCCCAUCCGCCGAAGGAUAAGCCGCAAGUCCUGUGUCUGCAUCGUGGCCUGCAUCUGGCUUCUCUCCAUCCUGGCCUCUGUUCCCACCUCACUGCACACGCAAUACUUGGAUCUCAACGCCAUAGGCCAUGACAUGAUCAUCUGCGAGGAGUUUUGGAAGCACAAGGAGAGGGAGCGGCUGCUGUACUCGUGUCUGAUGCUCCUUUUGUCCUAUAUGCUCCCGCUGCUGGCAGUAUCGGUCUCCUUCUGUGCCAUCUCCUAUCACCUGCAGAAGAGGAACAUCCCAGGAGCUGCCUACCCGUGCCAAGACAAGUGGAGCAAAACGAAGCAGAAGACCUUCCGGGUGCUCACCAUCUCGGUGGUUUGCUUUGCUGUCUGCUGGCUGCCCCUCCAGGUAGUCAACUUCAUCAGAGACAUUGACGAGGAGUUCACCAUCCUGGACAAGAGAUACGUGAAUGUCAUUCAAGUCUCAUGCCACCUGAUUGCCAUGAGCUCCGCAUGCUACAAUCCCUUCAUCUACGCCUCUCUCCAUGACAAGUUCCGCUUCCACCUCAGCAGUUACUUCUACCGCAAGAAGAAGAGCUCCAGCACUGUGUCCUACAAGGCUUCUCGGUUCAACACCUGCUCCACUCUGGCAGAUGCCGCAGCUGGACUCUCAGAUAAGAUAGCUUUGCAAGCCAGAUUCUCUUAGCUGAACUUCUCUUACAAGCUUGCUCUUGGGCCUGGGUGUAGGUGCUUGUGGCUGGCAGGGAGAGCAAGUACCACAGAACCAAGUGAAGGGAUGUCUGCCCUCAAGUAGCAGCUCUUCUGAGCAGCUCAAGGACAUUUUAUUCCUUGACACAGAGCACACCAGCACAACAACAACGAAUACCACAAUCAUGUGAAAAUAGAAUAAUCUUGAGCAGGAUUUACCUGAUAGUCGCCACUGAGACACAUUGGGCACUGGUGGGUGUUUCCACCUGGUCUGACUCAAGAAUCAGUGCCAAUGAAACAGCUUUCACUUGCCUUGUUAAAAUAGAACAAUGUAUAUAUAUCUGGAUUCAUAACUGGGUAUAUAAUUGGUGUGAUGGUAGUGUUCCAUAGGCCUCAGUUUUCAGAAAUGCCUACACACAGUGACAUAGUCAAAAUCUGCCUAAAUAUGAGUGCUUGCUUCGUGUGCAAGGAGAAAUGUUCAUGCUGUACCACUGGUUGUGCAGCAAGGCUGGGGAUGGGGUAUGUACACACACUAGAUCUCCACUCACAGCUUACUAUGCCAGGGGACUGGUGCUGUAUUUGCAGCACAAAGACAUCUCCUAGUGGGGUAUAUAGGGGUGGGCAAGAUGUUGGGUGCAUUUAAAGAAGUCUUUGAAGUACAGGUUGUCAUUUUGUAGAAUAAAGAUUGUUCCUAAGCAACAGAUAGCAUUUUCUGCCUCCAGACAGCACUUAAAGAGCUGUCCAUUUUUUUGUUUAAAUUGUAGUCCGUAGGUGAAAGGACAAUAUACAUUCAGAAAUGUGCAUUCUUCUGCCAGCUAGCAUGCAGGGCACACAGCCACAGCUUGUGUCAAGUGUGGGGACACUUCCAACAUCUACUUGUCUUUCUGAGUAACCUCAUCUGCAUAACCUCAUAGGAUAGUCCCUAUGACUCCAGCCAGAAGUGUGCAGCCAUACAAGACGAGGCAGACAAGGCUCAAGGUAAUGGAGUAGGUGAUAAGAAAGGUAUCAAGUUGUGUGCUUACUGAGGAAGAAGUCCCAGUCUCCACUCAGAGUGGUUUAUAUGCAGAGAAGUUAUAUGCUCUUCUUGGGCAGGGGUGGAAAUCCUGCUCAUGGGCUACUCUGACCCUAAAACUGCUGAAUAAAUUGUGGGUUGGACUCUGGUGUCUCCACAUGUUGGUUGGACCUUAAGAGCCUCAGGCAAUAACCUGCUGUUGGCUCACCUUACUGCUGAGACCUUCACGGGUCCCAAUGGCUAUUCUGGAACAGGAGACAGAAGCCCAUCAAACACAACACUGCUCACUCUGUUGGCUUCUUGCAGCUUUCUUGUGGCUACAUAGGGUUGUGCUUAGGACGAAGGCUGAAGUAUUUGUGCUGGAGGAGCAAAGACCAGGUCACUGCUUGUCCCUUCUGCUAAUAAAGGCUUUAAAAAGCUCAGGCUGUGUGUUUGUAUUGAUUUGAACCAAAAAGAUAAGGCCUGCAGUCACUCCCCUUGUAUGCAAUUUGAUCUCAUCACAGGAAAACAAUCAGUCUGGAAGUGUUUGUCCAUCACUGUCACAGGCAGCUGCCUGGAGUCUAGCUGGAGCUCUGAGAUUUUCAGGGAAGCUUUGCUAUGACACAGCUUGGC